AUGGGUUUCCACUGUGCCGAGUUUCUCCGAGUUUCUCGUCCUUGGGGACGGUGCAUGGGAGACGACUGUGGACCAGGCGGCAUCCAGACCCGGGCUGUAUGGUGUGCUCAUGUGGAAGGCUGGACAACAUUACAUACGAACUGCAAGCAGGCUGCGAGACCCAGUAACCAACAGAACUGCUUCAAAGUUUGUGACUGGCACAAAGAGCUGUACGACUGGAGGCUGGGACCCUGGAAUCAGUGCCAGCCUGUGAUUUCCAAAAGCCUGGAGAAAGCUCGAGAAUGCGUGAAGGGGGAUGAAGGCAUCCAAGUGAGGGAGAUAACGUGCAUCCAGAAGGACAAGGACGUUCCCGCCGAGGACAUCAUCUGUGAGUACUUUGAGCCCAAGCCCCUGCUGGAACAGGCCUGCCUCAUCCCUUGCCAGCAAGACUGCAUCGUGUCUGAGUUCUCCCCCUGGUCCGAGUGCUCCAGGACCUGUGGCAGCGGCCUGCAGCACCGCACGAGGCACGUGGUAGCACCGCCACAGUUUGGCGGCUCUGGCUGUCCCAACCUCACCGAGUUCCAGGUGUGCCAGUCCAGCCCCUGCGAGGCAGAGGAGAGCUUGUACAGCUUGCAGGUAGGGCCCUGGAGCGCAUGCUCUGUGCCUCACUCACGACAAGCCAGGCAAGCCAGGCGUCGAGGCAAGAACAAGGAGAGGGUGAAAGACAGAGGCAAAGCCAUGAAGGACCCAGAAGCCCGCGAGCUCAUCAAGAAGAAGAGAAACCGAAACAGACAAAACAGACAGGAGAACAGAUACUGGGACAUCCAGAUUGGAUACCAGACGAGGGACGUGCUGUGCGCGAACAAAACUGGGAAAGCUGCCGACCUCAGCUUCUGCCAACAAGAGAAACUGCCCUUGACCUUCCAGUCCUGUGUGAUCACCAAAGAGUGCCAGGUGUCAGAGUGGCUGGAAUGGAGUUCCUGUUCAAAAACAUGCCACGAUGUCACGUCUCCUACGGGCACUCGAGUAAGGACAAGGACCAUCAGGCAAUUUCCGAUUGGAAGUGAAGAAGAAUGUCCAGAACUUGAGGAGAAAGAAGCCUGUUUGUCUCAGGAAGAUGGAGCUGUCCUCUGUGCCACGUAUGGCUGGAGAAUGACGGAGUGGACUGAGUGCCAUGUGGACCCUUUGCUCAGUCAGCAGGACAAGAGGCGCGCCAACCAGACAGCCCUCUGUGGAGGGGGUGUCCAGACCCGGGAAGUAUACUGCAUACAAACUAACGACAACCUGCUCUCCCAUUUAAAUGCACAGAAGGACAGAGAAGCUUCAAAACCAGUGGAUUCAAAAUUAUGCACUGGCCCUGUUCCUAACACCACACAGCUCUGCCACAUUCCUUGUCCAGUUGAAUGUGAGGUUUCACCUUGGUCUGCCUGGGGACCUUGUACUUUUGAAAACUGUAAUGAUCAGCAAGGCAAAAAAGGAUUCAAACUAAGGAAGCGGCGCAUUACCAACGAGCCUACUGGAGGCUCUGGGGUAACUGGAAGCUGCCCUCACUUACUGGAAGCCAUUCCCUGUGAGGAGCCGUCCUGCUAUGACUGGAAAGCAGUGAGACUUGGAGACUGUGAACCAGAUAAUGGAAAAGCCUGCGGGCCAGGCACGCAAGUUCAAGAGGUUGUAUGCAUCAACAGUGAUGGAGAAGAAGUGGACAGACAGCUAUGCAGAGAUGCAAUCUUUCCCAUUCCUGUGGCCUGUGAUGCACCAUGCCCAAAGGACUGUGUGCUCAGCCCAUGGUCCACAUGGUCCUCCUGUUCACAUACCUGCUCUGGGAAAACCACAGAAGGGAAACAGAUCCGAGCUCGGUCCAUUCUGGCCUACGCAGGCGAAGAAGGUGGAAUCCGCUGCCCUAACAGCAGUGCUUUGCAAGAGGCGCGCAGCUGCAAUGAACAUCCCUGCACUGUGUACCACUGGCAAACUGGUCCCUGGGGUCAGUGUAUAGAGGACACAUCAGUGUCAUCUUUCAAUACGACCACAACAUGGAACGGGGAAGCCUCGUGUUCUGUGGGCAUGCAGACACGAAAAGUCAUCUGUGUGCGAGUCAACGUGGGCCAAGUGGGACCCAAGAAGUGCCCUGAAAAUCUUCGGCCUGAAACAGUGAGGCCUUGCUUGCUUCCUUGUAGGAAAGAUUGCAUUGUGACCCCAUACAGUGACUGGACACCAUGUCCCUCUUCAUGCAGAGAAGGGGUUUCGGGAGCCAGGAAGCAGUCGCGACAACGGUUCAUCAUUCAGCUGCCAGCCAAUGGAGGCCGGGAAUGCUCAGAGCCUCUGUACGAAGAGAAAGCCUGCGAGGCCCCUCCCCCGUGUCACAGCUACAGGUGGAAGACACACAAAUGGCGCAGGUGCCUGUUAGUUCCUUGGAGCAUUCAACAGGAUGUCCCUGGAGCACAGGAAGGCUGCGGGCCUGGACGGCAGGCAAGAGCCAUUACUUGUCGAAAGCAAGAUGGAGGGCAGGCUAGCGUCCAGGAGUGCCUCCAGUAUGCAGGCCCUGUGCCAGCCCUGACCCAGGCUUGCCAGAUUCCCUGCCAAGAUGACUGUCAAUUUACCAGCUGGUCCAAGUUUUCUUCAUGCAAUGGAGACUGCGGCGCAGUUAGGACCAGGAAGCGUGCUAUUGUUGGAAAAAGUAAAAAGAAGGAAAAAUGUAAAAACUCCCAUUUAUACCCUCUUAUUGAGACGCAGUAUUGUCCUUGUGACAAAUACAAUGCACAGCCUGUGGGGAACUGGUCAGACUGUAUCUUACCAGAAGGGAAGGCUGACGUGCUGUUGGGAAUGAAGGUACAAGGAGACAGCAAGGAAUGUGGACAAGGAUACCGUUACCAAGCGAUGGCGUGCUAUGACCAAAAUGGCAGACUUGUGGAAACAUCACGAUGCAACAGCCAUGGUUACAUAGAAGAAGCUUGUAUCAUCCCCUGCCCCUCCGACUGCAAGCUCAGUGAGUGGUCCAACUGGUCCCGCUGCAGCAAGUCCUGCGGCAGCGGCGUAAAAGUCCGAUCCAAGUGGUUGCGCGAAAAGCCUUAUAAUGGAGGAAGACCUUGCCCCAAACUGGACCACGUCAACCAGGCACAGGUGUACGAGGUCGUCCCUUGCCACAGUGACUGUAACCAGUACGUAUGGGUCACAGAGCCAUGGAGUGUCUGCAAGGUGACCUUUGUGGACAUGAGAGAUAACUGUGGAGAGGGGGUGCAGACCCGAAAAGUGAGAUGCAUGCAGAAUACAGCAGAUGGCCCUUUGGAACAUGUGGAAGAUUACCUGUGUGACCCAGAAGACAUGCCCCUGGGCUCCAGAGAGUGUAAACUGCCAUGCCCUGAGGACUGUGUGAUAUCUGAGUGGGGGCCGUGGACCCAGUGUGCUUUGCCUUGCAAUCCAAGUGGUUCCCGGCAAAGGUCAGCUGAUCCCAUCAGACAGCCUGCUGACGAAGGGAGAGCCUGCCCCAACGCUGUAGAGAAAGAGCCCUGUAACCUGAAUAGAAAUUGCUACCACUAUGAUUACAAUGUCACAGACUGGAGUACAUGUCAACUGAGUGAGAAGGCAGUUUGUGGGAACGGCAUCAAAACAAGGAUGUUAGACUGUGUUCGAAGUGAUGGCAAGUCGGUGGACCUGAAAUAUUGUGAAGAGCUUGGCCUGGAGAAGAACUGGCAGAUGAACACAUCCUGCACGGUGGAAUGCCCUUUGAACUGUCAGCUUUCUGACUGGUCUCCUUGGUCAGAAUGUUCUCAAACAUGUGGACUCACAGGAAAAAUGAUUAGAAGGCGAAGAGUGACCCAGCCCUUUCAAGGUGAUGGGAGGCCCUGCCCCUCCCUGAUGGAACAGUCCAAGCCGUGCCCAGUGAAGCCAUGCUAUCAUUGGCAGUAUGGCCAGUGGUCUCCAUGCCAAGUCCAGGAGGCCCAGUGCGGAGAAGGAACCAGGACAAGGAACAUUUCUUGUGUAGUGAGUGAUGGCUCAGCUGAUGAUUUCAGCAAAGUGGUGGAUGAAGAGUUCUGUGCUGAUGUUGAGCUCAUCAUAGAUGGUAAUAAACACAUAAUUCUGGAGGAAGCUUGCACCCAGCCCUGCCCAGGUGACUGUUAUUUGAAUGACUGGACUUCAUGGAGUCUGUGUCAGUUGACCUGUGUGAACGGUGAGGACCUUGGUUUUGGUGGAAUACAGGUCCGAUCCAGAGCAGUGAUUAUACAAGAACUGGAGAAUCAACAUCUGUGCCCAGAGCAGAUGUUAGAAACAAAAUCAUGUGAUGAUGGACAGUGCUAUGAGUAUAAAUGGAUGGCCAGUGCUUGGAAGGGGUCCUCUCGAACCGUCUGGUGCCAAAGGUCAGAUGGCGUAAAUGUAACAGGGGGCUGCUUGGUGGCUAGCCAGCCUGAUGCCGACAGAUCUUGUAACCCACCCUGUAGUCAACCCCACUCAUACUGCAGUGAGAUGAAGGCGUGCCGCUGCGAAGAAGGGUACACGGAAGUCAUGUCCUCCAACAGCACCCUUGAGCAAUGCACACUUAUCCCUGUGGUGGUGGUUCCCACUGUGGAGGACAAAAGAGGAGAUGUGAAAACCAGUCGGGCAGUUCACCCAACCCAGCCCUCCAGUAACCCAGCCGGCCGGGGCAGAACAUGGUUUCUACAGCCAUUUGGGCCAGAUGGAAGACUGAAGACCUGGGUUUAUGGCGUCGCAGCUGGGGCAUUUGUGUUGUUAGUCUUCAUUUUCUCCAUGAUUUAUCUAGCUUGCAAAAAGCCAAAGAAACCCCAAAGACGGCAAAACAACCGCCUCAAACCUUUGACAUUAGCGUAUGACGGAGAUGCUGAUAUGUAACACUAAAUCCUGCUAGACACAGCCAGACUUGACCUCUUGCCUUUGUAGUAGACACCCAGAGGCCACAGUCCCAGUAUUCAAAUGUGUGAUUUCUAAGUAACUAUAACUGUGACAAACACCAUCAUUAAGAAAAAAAGAACAUCCCGCUCCCACUGGGAAUAUUCAAGGCAGUACCACUGACACACAGAGUCAGCACUGAGAAUUCUAGGAGAUACAGUGGAAUGCAUGCUGUGUCUUGAGAGUUUCUGUGUCAUCUUUUCUGAAAUCUACCAACUGGGGGGGAAAAAACUACUUUGAUCUCUAAAAAGUAGUGCGGAAAUUGGCCACUGGGAAGCCAGAUGCAAGACUGCUUGCAGCACAAACCCACACAACUCUGGCAUGAAGAGUUCAUACUGAAGGCUCUACAGUUCUAUACUUAACCAUAACAACAUGCAUACUCGAUCGAAUGACCUACAUUAUAAUGUCAUCAUAUAUAACUCUUAAUAAGCAACUUUUAACACUGAAGAAAACAUAAGCCCAAUGAGAGGUGGAGAAUCCAUCAAACAAUUGAACAUCUUCAUGGUUGAUGGUAGCUUCAUGGUUGAUUGGCCUGCAUUUCAGAGACAAACUAUUUUAUAAGACUGUAUUCUUGUCUCUCUCCAAUGUGUGAAUGCUGGACAUGUAUUAGCCUUAGAAGACAGAGUCCUCAAGUUCUGUAUUUUUUAGUGGUUAUCGUCUGGAAAACAAAUAAGCUUGUGUUAAUACAUUUCUACUUUCCCUAAUUUCACACUGGUUGCCUACAUCUUUUUUUGCUAUAUGGAAGGUACAUUUGCACUAUAUUAGUGCAGCAUGAUAGGCAUUUAACCAGUAUUGCCAUAGAAACUGCCUCUUUUCAUAUGGGAUGAAGACAUCUGUGCCAAGAGUGCCGUGGAGACAUUUGCAAGCUUUUGUACUCUGAAGAGCGUUAGUUCAGUCUUGAUGGUAACGGGAUAGAGUCUGCUAUUACACCUGCUGUCUACACUCUUUCUUUUCACCACAGCUAUUAUGAAGUUGACAACAUGGCAAGAAUUGAAGCGUUGGUGUCCCCAACCCAUCAACCUCCAAAAGGUGGAACCCCUUGAUCGGGUUGUAGUUGCUCUUGGAAGGCUGUUUAUGAUGAGAUUUAUAUAUUUGUUAUCUUUGUUUAAAAAAAAGAAGAAGAAAAGAAAAGAAAAAAAAAGAACUGGCUGUCUUCGUAAUUUUGAGCAGAUGGAAAAAUAGUGUAUCAAUGAUUUUUUUUCUAACGGAAAAAAAUCAGAAUUAUUUGUUAGCUUUUCUGUCUUCCUAACUUGCUUUUUUCAUUGUGAGGUAGACGUUCUGUCUUGCAGGCUGUAGUUCACAGUCACGGUCUUUGCCCUUUUCGUGGCUGAAAUCUGAAGUAGUAUGAUUUCUUAAAAUCUAAAAUUUGAAAACAGAAGAGUGAAUAAUCUUGUCCAGGGUUUGCUUAUAUCUAGAGCAAGGGUCACAAGCCCUUUAAGGAAAAAAAAAAAAAAGAAUCAAACAGAAAAUUUUUCAGUCAGGUCUGUAGUUCAGCUCACAACACUGCCACUGUGCAAUGGUGCCAGAGAUGAUGGUCAGCAGGAAAACGCUGUUUUCCAGUAGAACAUUCUUUCCAACCAAAGCCAGCAGGCUCAAUUACAUGUUUAGUUUGCUGACAUGCCUUACAUUCUAGAAGUGUUUCAGAGCGAGCUCUACAUCGCUGUUAGCUUUCAGUCGUCUGCUUUCUGUCUACCACGUGGGUUUAAUUUCACAAGUGACAAUUCAUAGUCAUUACCCUAGGAUUGUAGGGGAAGUAUUUCCAUGUUCACUGUGGAAUAUAUCUCACUUCUUCUGAAAAGGAAAGUUAAAUUGUGUAGUGAAAAAGCAGUAACAUAUUUCUGGCAAUAACUACCACAAUUAGCCUCUGGUAGAGUGAGGACCAAUAGGUUUUUCAGUAUUUCAAACAUGUGAUUUGAUUUAUCUUAAACAUGUCUGUAUUGUGGUUUGGGUAAUGAGGGACUUGCCUUCAUAGACUGGGUGUGAGCUCCCUCUGCUGUCCAUUAGAACAACUUUUUCUGCAAAUGAAUUCUGAGUAAGAGGAUGUUGUAAUUCACCCAAAUGAAAAUCUUUAUGUAUAAUUCGAUAUGAGCAAACUGUGAUAAGCAUUUUUUAUUUAUGCCAGAUAUAAUACACUAAGUGAUAUAUGUCAUUUCAAAGAGAGCAAAUAGAAAGGGAAAUUUCACUUUAAGCCAAGGAUUUAAUUGAGGUAAAGCACUAAAGAAGAAGGAAAGAUAAUAUCGUUAUUCUCAAACUGUAAUAGUUUACACACAAUAUCAGAGACUUCCAAAUAAUCUUCAGGAUGAUCUGUUUUGAUGAAAUAAGCUCUGUCCAGUCAAAAUAGUUGAAACAUAAUCUAUGUGGUUAGCUGAAAAACUGUAACAAUCUAAUGAAGUGUGUAUAACACCUAGCAGACUUGAGACAGGGAAUAAAGUAAGAUUUCUUUUCUUUUCUUUUCUUUUCUUUUCUUUUCUUUUCUUUUCUUUUCUAUUCUUUCUUUUUUUUGAGAUGGGAUUUCUCUGUGCAAUUCUGACUGUCCUAGAUUCACUUUGUAGACCAAUCUGGCCCUGAACUCUCAGAGAUCUGCCGGCCUCUGCCUCCCGACUACUGGGAUUAAAGGCAUGGGCCACCACACCGGCAGUUUGUUUUUUUUUUUUUUUCCUUACUCAAGCUACACUUAAGGUAUUUUAUAAAAUGCAAUUGAUUACAAGAUAAGUCAGUAUUCUCUUACCUAGGAUAUAAUGAUCAAAUAAGUUGAGAAAUCAAAAAUUAAAAAGUAUUGUAAAGAUGGAAGAUGUUUCUGAAUAAUUUAUUUAAAACACUAUAUUCAUGCUAGAGAAACAUAUUUGAUAGUCAUCAUUAGGAUAAAUUAAUACCAUGUGUCCUAUGGUCAGAAAGGUGGAAAGGAGAAUGUACUGAUUUGUAUAAUGUGGGCAAAUAGGAGAUUAUCAUAUUCAUGUAUAGAUGGCUUUUUUGAGUUUAUAGGGAAAUAAAUCUUGAAAUUUCACCAGAACUUUACUCUCUUGUUAAAUCUAAUAAUCCAGGAGGGAAACAGUGAAAACUUCUUUGGUGACCCCUUUGCCUUCCCAAGACAGUCUAUGGACAGGAAGAAAAAAAGAGGGAGGUAGAGAAGAAGGGAGGGAAAAGAGGAGGGAGAAAAGAAACAAACAAAUGGAUGAAGGAAGAAAGAAAUGAAGGAACAAAGGGAGAUUUUUCUACUUGAUUUUUAAAAGAAUGAACAAAUGCAGACAUUUAUGGAGUUUUGUUGGCUUGUUCUAGGAAGAAUGGCAUGGCUGAUGCCCCUUAAAAGGGAAUGAUUUGCCUAUUCAUCUAUGCCCAUCCAGCAUACUGACUAUAAGCUCUAUUUCAAAGCCCUUUUGAGUGCAGCUUAAGCUAAUUGAAAAGAAGCAUCUUAAAGCAUGCCUUUAAUUACAUAGAUAAUAAGGCACAAAUUACUUAUAAAGAGACAUAUUUAUUGAGUUAAAUACAUGUAAGACACUUUGGAGGACACUUAAAAUUAGUAAUGGCUUUUGUAUACAUAGGUAACUAAGACAUCGAAAAGAAGAAACGCAUGCUUCAUGAGAGGCAUUCGCAUUGGAACACAUCACUGUAGAUUCUUUAUACGCCUGCUUAGUACUUUUCCUUGGGGGCUCUGGGUGGCAGGAUAUGCUGUGAAGGGUGGCAAUGGUCACAGUGGCUUGGUCAGAACUGUCCAGUUCCUGGGUAUUUCAGAAUAAAGCCAUUGCUUCUGAAGGAAGAGAGUAGCACUUUCCAAUCAGUUUUUUUUUUUUUUUUUUUUUUUCCUCCUCUAGCUCACUGUAUCCUUGGUUCGAUGUGAUGCUUUUCUCUGCCUACUCUCUCUAACUCCGUCAUACUGCCUUGUCUACCUCCCUCCAAACCACCUUCCACAAAAUGUGUGCAAACAUUUAUCAGGAAAACUGCGACAUAUUUACUAACUCUUCCUAUGGAAACGUAACAUCAGUUAGAGUAUAAAUAUCUCUAUUUAAGUGUACUGCACUUGUCCAAAGCAAUGAAUACAGAGUAAAGAAGAGUCAUGCAGAAGGCAUAUCGAAAGAAGAAUAAAAAUAAAAUCCUCGGUAGGAAAAUGACAAUUUUUACACUAACAUUAUUAGCCAGUGUUCUCUCAUUCCCCCUAUUUUCAUCUAAAAUCUUUGUUCACUUCCCACCGUAAGUAACAGUGAAAAAGCCCAUACCUAAGUAGUGAACAAAACACAGCCUAUUUCUGGGGAGAUUUAGAGUUUGAAUAGAUUUGCAGAAAUCAUGCUUGCAGAAUGUCCUGGGAUCUCAUUUUUUGUAAGUGUUUCCUAGUUUGAAUGUGUUUGUCCAGUUUCCCAUGAAGGAGGAGGCAGGCCAGCAUUCCCUGAACAAGGACCCUGGAGGAUCGAGUUUGGGCUUAGAGCAGAAUCUCCCUGUCCUUACAUGAUCCCCUGGACCUACCCUCAGAUGUGCUGCUGACGUCCACACUGAGGUGUAGACCAAGCAAGUGGCUUCCUCUUUGUUUUGUAUUUCCUUUUGUUUUUCUUUUCUUUUUAAUUGAUAAGAUCAUUUGCCAUGUGGCAAGAAUCAUUCUUGCAAAGACAGUGGAAAGCGGUUAUGUCUGCAAUAUAAAAUAAAUAAAACAAAUGUUAAACAAAUAGUGUUAAAUGUGCACUUCUUUUUUCUGCUCUGUCAAGCCACACCAUAAAUCUGAACAUGUUUGAAGCAAGCCACCUUGACAGUAUGCAAAUACCUACUUUACUUAGACUAGAACUGGCUAUAGGUUUUGCUGUUCUGUUUCAUAGUUGUUUCAGUUCCUUUUCUUUCUAUAGGUAAUAAUUUAUGUAUUACCUAGUUCCUGAGCCUCAAUAAGCUCCCUGGCUAUUUUUCUAUAAUCUGUUUGUGUCUAUUUUUAAAAGUAAACAUUCAGAUUUCCUUUCUGGUACUUUUUGAUGUCCAUUUUUAUCAAAAAUUUUGAGAAAAUCAUUAUGCAUCACAGUAAAAUAUUAUUUUAUCAAAUUCGUAUUCUAUUUUUCGUUAAAUUAUAUGGCUCUAAGCGGGCACUCCUUUGUUAAUUUAACUACCUGAAUAUUUAUUUUGUUGGAGUAAGGAGGCAACUGUCUGUGAACCCUUUGUUAAUAUUACUUUGUAAAUUAUGUAAUGUAAUUUAUUUUAAAUUAUGUAUACUUCUGUUUUAAUGCACAAAAUAUCUAUGUACAAGUAACUGCAGAUUGUCAAAUACUGUCACCAAGCUUUAUGCACUAAUGUGGACGGCGUGUGCAGAUGUAAUGUGCUUUUCUACAUUUUCAUAUGGGUUAUUUGUAAAUAUCUAUAUUCCUGACAAACAUAAAUCCGGAAGUCAU
This is a messenger RNA of Psammomys obesus (fat sand rat), 10235 nucleotides long. It is a transcript of the gene Thsd7a, whose product is annotated as thrombospondin type 1 domain containing 7A. The record is from RefSeq and is a predicted model, not a curated record. Gene Ontology annotation, cellular component: plasma membrane. Gene Ontology annotation, biological process: actin cytoskeleton organization. Lineage: Eukaryota; Metazoa; Chordata; Mammalia; Rodentia; Muridae. The coding region runs from base 1 to 4821 and encodes 1606 amino acids. The transcript is spliced from 28 exons.